Molecule: messenger RNA, 1315 nt
Organism: Centruroides sculpturatus (bark scorpion)
Lineage: Eukaryota; Metazoa; Arthropoda; Arachnida; Scorpiones; Buthidae
Exons: 3
Coding region: 261-1079 (272 amino acids)
Source: RefSeq, a predicted model, not a curated record
ACAAAACUGAAAAUGGAGGCGUGGGUGAAGUACUAGUUAUGGUCGUGAUUGUUUAUUUAUUUAUUAUUAUUUCAAAUGUUUGGCUAUUGUGAUCACCUGUAUUCGUUACGGUUCCCGGAAGAUUAUUUUUCACAUUCCACUGAAAGAAGAUUAGGGAAGAAGAUUUGUCAACAUCAUCGAUGAACUGAAAAUUUUAUAUUUAUAAAAUGCAAUAUUAAUACGGUUGUGAAUAUUUUAUUCCUUUAAAUAAUUUUUAAGAAAUGCCUACUAUAACAACAGUUCCACAGAGAGAGACUAGUAUUCCAGUUCUUUCUUCACCUAAAGAUGGAUAUAAGCCUUUAUCUCAUAAUCAUUAUGAUUUCUGUAUUGAAGAUUCUAGGCAAAUAGAGUAUGCACAACAGGAAACAGAUUCAAAAUCUAGUUUCACAACAUUUGUACAUUUUUUACAUAAUUGUGUUAUUGCUGUUUUACAACCUUUAUGUUUCAGAACUGCUGAUAGUGUCGAUGGAGAUAAAUUUUUUAUUGCAGAGUAUCAUAAAUCAGAAUGUUGGGAAAAAAAUGCUCAUGAACCAAGGGAAGAAUUUGAGGAAACCCAUCUACUUUGUGAUGAUCAGUUAUGGGAACAGUCUACCUAUUGUUCUGAUAAAAUAUUUUAUAAUUUACCUUGUGAGUCACCUAUACCAAAGAAACGAUUAGCUAACGAAACUUCAGUUGCUCAAUUGAUCAAAGAAAGUCAAAUAAGAAGUCAGCUUUUAGCAAAUAAUGGAAAAGAUCAACUUUCAAAAUCAAAAGAAUGUGUUACAAAAAGCAGACAAAAAUUAGAAGAAGUAAAAACAGACAUUUUUGCAAUUCGUAAUGAUAUAAGGACAGCACGUCGUCUUUUUCAAGAAGUUGAAUAUGGACUUCGAGAUUGCAAAUGGGAAGAAAAUAAAAAGAAAAAUGCCAGAAAUAGUUGUGUGUGUCCUGUGACAACUCUUCUUAUUACAAAUCCCUAUGAGAAAAUGUAUCGAGAGCAUCGUGUUUUUUUGGAAGAAAUGAAAUAUCAUUUUCGAUGGCAGCAUGGAAUUGAAAUUUUGUAGUUUAUGAAAGAGUGAUAUUUUUUGUGUCAUUUACCUUAAUUCUGUUAUUUGAAUAGAUUUCUUAGAAAUUAUUCAUAGUAAAUAAUGUUAGAUGUUUCAUCUUUUAAUAUCAUAUUUAGAUAGAUAUAUAAUACAAAGUAUUAAGUAAAUUUUCAUAUAUAUGUAUAAAUUUUCAUAUUCAUUUAAACAAAGUACAAAUCAACAUCAAUUGAAGUAAUAAUUAUAUAUAAUUAAUG